UUGGACUCUUGUGGCAUUUUUUGGACUUGUCAGCAAGUGCUAGUUCACCUGGACUCACCUGUGCACGUUUGACCUUUGACCCAGACGCAGGACCGGCGUGCUUGAUGUCCAAAAAGUCACAGCCACUCAUGGACCAAUCAGCCCGAAGUGGGAGGAGUCAUGCCAGCGUGCUUACUUGCUUCCCGCCCACUGUCGCCAGAGAUGUGGCUGUUGCCGUGGUGACGCCCCUUGGCGUCAGCCUGGGAAGCCCCAACAGCCGCAGCCUUCUGCGCACAGAGGCACAGGUGAAAUGGACAAUGGAGGUGUUGUGCCACGCCUUGUCCCUGCCGCUGGACUGUGACACGGUCAAACUCUGCGUGGACAUCUACACCAACUGGCUGCUGGUCCUCGUGUCCCCGCGAGACUCCAUUCCUCCACCAAUCGUCAAGGAGCCCAACAUCUACGUUCAGAAGAUCUUGAGACAUCUGCGCACACUCUUCUUGUCCAGAAGGGACCAGUCCAGCGUGGUGCACCAGGCCCUCUGUCAACAGGUGCUAAGUGCAGUUCAACGUCUGGCCAGUGAGAGCACUAUGAUGAGUCAAGACACCUGGGAGACACUUCUUCACUUCCUGCUUUGCGCCAACCAGUCAGUGCUAGCCCCACCAACCUCUGCACCUAUGUCCCAGCAGCUCUCCCACCUGUCCAUGGACGUCCUCUUCCAGGUGUGGCUUCUGUCUUGCUCUCGCUGUUUCCCGUCUCAGUCUUUGUGGCUCACGUGGAGACAAAUGAUGAAAAGCUGGAGGUACCAGCCUGCCACAGUAGACCUGUGGACCCGCGUGGUCUCAGCUUUAACCUCCAGGUUGCUGCCGCUGACCUUCGGUCCAGCUUUUCCGUCCUUCAAGAUCCCGGUUGAAGACGCUGCUCUGAUCCCUGCUGACUUGGGCCGCCAGCGCACACUCCAGACCUGGUUCCGCUUCCUGCAUGUGCUCAGCAAUCCUGCUGAGCUGAGGUGUGCGCCGGAUGAUGGUUCAGCUUCCCCGGCCCAGGAGGACGUGUUCCUUACAGCCAUGACAGCAGUGAGCAAGAUGGUCAACGCCUUUCUGGGUCUGUUUGAGACAUGCUCAGAAGACCAGCAGAUAAACUCAGGACUCGCAGCAAGGAUCCAUUUCAGAGACCGGCUGCCUUCUGUCGGUGUUGCAGUGACUCGAAGUCCUUUCAGAGACCGCCUGCCCUCCUACGGUAUCUCGCGGCCUCGUUCUGGAAGUGCCCCACCCACCCCAAUGAACGUCUCACCCAGUAGUAACUCCCCCCCUCUCUUGCACGGUCGGCUGAAAAUAUCGACCGUUUCCAAGGCGAUGUCCUCACAGGUCUUUCCAUGUCCACAUGUCCUAACACGUCCGUGUCACCAACCUUCAGCGCUUGUCUUCUCCCCUCAGACGUCCCCCUCCCUCCAUCGCUGGAGGUCUUCCUCUCGUCCUCCGCUUCGCCCCUCCCCCCUCAGGGGUAAGGUGAACUCGCUCCUCAGUCUCUUCGGCUCCUUCCUGUUUGAUGCCGCUGUCCUUGACAGAGACUCUGCUCCUGCUGAGAGGUGGGCUGAUGGUCGAGCUGAGGCCUGCGGGACACUUUGUAGGAUUUUCAGCUGCAAGAAAAAUACAGAAGACAUCCUUCCUGUCCACCUGUCCAGGUUCUAUGCGGUUCUCCUGCAAGGUCUUCAGGUGGCAGAGAAGAAGAGUCCUCCGGUUCUGGCCUCCAUCCUCCUCAACUCCUCCUCCUUGUUCUGUUGCGACCUACCAGGAGUCAACCUGCUGCUCCCCUCCUUCGUCUGCGCUCUGGAAACAGUGCUGAUUGACAGGGAACUGUUGAGCUUCAAAACUUUAGUGAGUCUGGUGGACUUGAGGCGAGGUUGCAUCCUGACAUUGAUGUCACUGUUGCCCCUCCCUCAGCAGUUUGGACGUGUCCACUUGGAGCUCGGUGGUGGUGAUGAUGAUGAAAGUUUCCUGUCUCUAAAGCCCCGCCUCCUCAGCGUGCUAAUUGGCUCCCUGCAGACAGAGACUGACAGUACCAACACGCAGAUGAUUCUGGCGGCCAUGUUGAUUCUGGUUCAGGACUCGGCUCAGCUCGAGGUUGCAGGACAAACUCAGCGGCAGCAGCAGGCCGAAACCAGUAGAACUAAACGGAUUGAAGUAUCCACCACAGCAGGGGUCCUGUGGGUUCAGUUUGUGCAUCUGCUAACACAGCACCUGACGUCGCAAUGGAGGAAUGACUCGGCAGUUUGUCUGGCGGUGAUGGAGGUUCUGGAAGGACUGGCCAAGGUGAAGGUGGGCGUGGCUGAGGCGGAAAAGAAGAGAGCGGUCACUGCGGUCUGCCGCCACAUUGAGUUCCAGUGCGGCCGUCCUCCUCCGCUCCACUCCAGAGACCUUCACUCUAUUAUUGUGGCUGCGUUUUACUGCCUCAGCACCUGGCUGACUCAGCACCCCACCAUCUUGGAUCAACAGGACUGUUUGCUGGAGGUUCUGGAGACGGUGGAACUGGGCAUUUCAGGCAGCAAGUCCAGACAGGAAGAAGAAGUGCUAUGCAAAGAGAAGAAGGAACUGAACCCAGUGUCUUUGAGGGUGAAGGAGGCGGCUGAGGUCACGCUCAACUGCAUCAUGCAGGUGUCAGGAGCCUUCCCACCAUCCGGAGGCCCACCGGAUGAGGACGCUCUGAUGGGCGUCUCCAGUCCACGAGUCACAAACCUGCACAAGCUGAGAUAUUUUGCGGUCAAUGUUUCUGUGAUCCUGGGGAUUCUGGAAAAAGCGCAGGCACCUGAAAAAGAGUCUGUGUCAUGUCCGUCACUCACCGCACUGAUCCGAGGACCGUGGUCACGUCAUGCUUGGACUCUACAGCACCACCUUCAGCCCAGAGAGGGAAGAACAAGCACAAAGACUCUUCCAGGCGGGCCGGAGCGUCACGGUAAAGGCCGGGGAGACGCCCAUGUAACAUCAUGUGUCAUACCUGAGCCACUUCCUGACAACAUCAGCAAAGUUUUCCGUGUUCAAGCCGACCUGAGCAUUCCGGACCAGUGGGAGAGCGUGACUGACCAGGCACAGUUGGAACGUCUUCGAGCCGCCUUGCGGCGACAGGAGCAGCUGGAGGAUCAGCCGCAGGUGAGCAGCCGGACGGUUGCCAUGACGACUCGUUUUCCGCCACCGCCUUCUACCGCCCACUUCCAGACGGCGAGACUGUUCCUGUCCCACAUGGGCCUGUUGACCCCUGAGACCCUGCAGGAUCCAGGUACAGUGGGGACGCCUGCUCAGUUAACAUCUCUGGAUCCGUCUCUGCCGGGCUUCUACGAGGACCUGAGACGUUUGGACCAGAUUCCGUCCAGGAGCUGUGACAGUGUCUUUGUCUUCUAUGUCAGGGCAGGACAGAAGACUGCUGCCGAGAUUCUGAGGAACGUUGAGUCUGUCAGCAACGUCUCGUCUCACUUCCUGGACUUUCUUUCAAAUCUGGGCUGGCCGGCGAGGACUGGACAUGGUCAAGACGAAUUCCAUGCCAUGCUCGGAGACAGUGGAGGGGGUGUGUUUGAUGGGGACAGGUUUGUGCUGAAGUACGCUGACGCUCUGACGGACAUCACCUUCAUUGUCCCCUCAUCAUCAUCAUCAACACGAGUUAAUUGGUCAAUGCGCUGGAAGGAGGCGGGGCAUUCAGCGACGUCCACUGCCGAAAACGUUAAAUGUCCUCAUGUUGUAUCAUCAUUGCUCAUUGUUUGGCUGGAAGACUUGGAGGACAUUGAGACGUUUCCUGUUUGCCAGCUGCUGUCGCUCAAUGAAGCAGAAACUGUGAACAGUCUCUCCCAUGUCCAGAUUGUCUUCAUCCGUCGCCUAAAUAGUGGACUUUUCCACAUCACGGUCCGAGAAAAGUCCACCGGCAAAUUCAAUUUGGUACUUCCACUGGUCAGCGGUAGCGUGCUCAGCAAAUGGAGUUUGGGCACGUCGGUCAGAGAGAUGGCGAUCAACUGUUGCCAUCGGCGACAGCUGUGGAGUGACUCCGCCCCCCCGCCACACAUCAAAAGGAAGCACAUGAUCAGUGACAUGAUCUUUCGUUACCGCUGCCGCCACUCUGAGCCCGCUUUCUACAGCGCCCUUUUCCAUGACCCCUGACCCCACCUACCUGCUUCGCCAUGGCAACAGUCGCUGUUGCUUUUGGAUGUAAUCAUCAGUAACACCAUCAAUAAAAAUAACCU
Molecule: messenger RNA, 4204 nt
Organism: Entelurus aequoreus (snake pipefish)
Lineage: Eukaryota; Metazoa; Chordata; Actinopteri; Syngnathiformes; Syngnathidae
Product: ral GTPase-activating protein subunit beta-like
Exons: 32
Coding region: 105-4121 (1338 amino acids)
Biological process (GO): activation of GTPase activity; regulation of small GTPase mediated signal transduction
Molecular function (GO): GTPase activator activity
Source: RefSeq, a predicted model, not a curated record